AUGCUUCGCCCUGAAUGGAGGCUCUGGCCGAUUUCCACUUUCCUUGGUAUUACUGACCUUAAAACUGGCGUCACUGUUGUCCUACUGUUCGCACUCCUCAACAAAGUAGCAGGCGUGUAUGGCUUGAUCGCCGUUAUGACCGGUGCAGGUAGCAAUUUUGCACAGCUCAGUCUGUACAUAUAUUCAGUUCUCGGUCUCGUCGCACUAAGCUGGGGACUGAAAUCCGUCAAAGAUGAGAACCCUCAGCACACACUCUAUUUUGCGUACUUCUUCUUCGUCGAUCACAUCUUCUCAACAACUUGGACGGUGUUCUUCUCCGUUAUCUGGUGGACUUAUACCUCGCAUGAUGGGCAGCAAAUCUCCAAUUCACAUGCGCAAGAGGCCAUACGACAUGAUGCGCCAGCUAUAAUCUACAAUAUGACGGAUGAGCAGCGGGCUCUAGAAGCAAAUAAUUUGUGGCAUGAGGAGAAGGGCACUGCCAUGGGUGUCAUCAUCAUCAGCUGGCUCGCAAAGAUAUAUUUCGCACUAUUACUCUACUCAUACGCCACACACCUCCGCAAGGGCUCGUACAACUCCAUCCGGCACUUCCGUUCAUAUUCGAGUACUCCCGCAGGCUACACCGCAGCAUUGACUGAAGAGGAUGAUGAAGUUGAUGAUUUUUACCUACCCUCGAUACGAAAGAACCAGGUCUCACACGCUUCAAACGACUCUACAUCACACCUUCCAAACGGCUCUACACCGUAUUUCCCCAAUGGCUCUGCUUCAUAUGCCCCAAAUGGCUCAUCUUCCCAUGUUUCCAAUGGCUCGAUAACGCAUCUGCCCGAUUUUGUGAGCGCUCCAGGAAGACACGGAAGGAAGGCGAGCAGGGGCUCGUCAGGGAAGAUUAAUAUACCCGGAAGGAGAAGUGAAGGGAACGGGGAGGUUAUCUUUGAGGACACUGAGUCGUAG
Molecule: messenger RNA, 948 nt
Organism: Suillus subalutaceus
Lineage: Eukaryota; Fungi; Basidiomycota; Agaricomycetes; Boletales; Suillaceae
Product: Inositolphosphorylceramide synthase subunit Kei1-domain-containing protein
Exons: 4
Coding region: 1-948 (315 amino acids)
Biological process (GO): inositol phosphoceramide metabolic process
Cellular component (GO): inositol phosphoceramide synthase complex; Golgi membrane
Molecular function (GO): inositol phosphoceramide synthase regulator activity
Source: RefSeq, a predicted model, not a curated record